AUGAAGCACAGUGGAAAAAAUCACAUAAAAUGGGUGGCGUUGACAACGAUAACAAUCGUUGUCUUCGUCGUUGAUGCGACCGUGAAUCUUAAAAGCGACGAAUCUGUGGCUUAUAAAAAAACAGCUAAACAAGAUUUCAGAGAGGAUUUCAGUAAGAAAGUUUUUUAUGUCGGUGAUCAAGUGUGGCGAAUCUACAAGCACAAUGAUUCAGUAAAUGAUUUGGUGGAGCAACAUGAUCAAAACGCAUAUCAAAUAUGGUCCAAUCAUCCAUUGACAGUCGAUAUUUUCAUUCGAAAUCAGAUGCUUUAUAACGUCGAUUUGCUAUUGAACAAUUGCAGAAUAAAAUAUGACGUUCUGAUCAAAGAUGUGCAAAAAGCGAUCGAUGACGGGAAUGUUCGACUUACAACCGCAAUGCAAGCAGAACUCGAAGGACGCAAAGCUCGUUACGCUUGGUGGCAGGGAGUCAGACUUAGAUUUCCACGUCCUCGUCCUCUUCGUUAUCCUGCUAGUGUAUAUGGUGGGGGUGCUCCAUGGCAUUUUAGGGGUCAUCGUAUGGAAUGGACCAGUUACCAUGACAUAAAUGAUAUUUAUGGCUACUUGGAUUAUCUCGCGAACACUUAUCCUGAUGUCUGCUCCGUUCAAUCCAUCGGUAAUUCCAUUGAAGGACAACCCCUCAAGGUUCUAAGGAUUAGUAAUGGUAAGACGGAAAAUACACCUGCGAUAUGGAUUGAUGGUGGAAUACAUGCCCGGGAAUGGAUCUCACCGGCAGCUGUGACUUAUAUCAUUGAUAACCUGGUUGAAAAUAGCGAUGUUUUACAAACAGACUAUUACAUUCUGCCAGUUGCCAAUCCAGAUGGUUAUAGAUAUACCUUCCAAUACGAUCGUUUGUGGAGAAAGAAUAGAAGAAAGGGCACUCUUUGCUCGGGUGUAGAUUUAAACAGAAAUUUUGGUUAUCGCUGGGGUGGAAAGGGAACUAGUGGUAACAUGUGCUAUGAGACAUAUCGAGGUUCUAAAGCAUUCUCCGAGCCAGAAACUAACGCUAUUCGAAAUUUCUUCGACAACACUUUAGCAAAUAUCAACGCAUAUGUAUCGUUUCAUUCAUAUGGCCAAUAUAUUUUAUAUCCAUGGGGAUAUGAUCAGCGUUUGCCGCCUGAUUACCGAGAUCUUGAUGCGGUAGGGCUUGAAGCAGCUAAAUAUAUGAAGUACGAAGGAGGCGAUAAUACAGAGUAUACCGUCGGAAAUAGCGCGAUAACGUUGUAUCCUGCUGCUGGCGGUUCUGAUGACUGGGCUAAAGCUCUGCUCAAGAUCAAGUAUGCAUACACGAUCGAACUGCGGGACACUGGAAGACACGGCUUCCUACUGCCACCUCAGCAUAUUAUUCCGACAGCCAAGGAAGCACUAGCCGCAAUAAAAGUAAUCACGAAUGCUAUCAAGAAAUAG
Atta colombica is the source of this 1440-nucleotide messenger RNA. Its product is annotated as carboxypeptidase B-like. The coding region runs from base 1 to 1440 and encodes 479 amino acids. Gene Ontology annotation, biological process: proteolysis. Gene Ontology annotation, molecular function: metallocarboxypeptidase activity; zinc ion binding. NCBI's taxonomy places the organism in Eukaryota, Metazoa, Arthropoda, Insecta, Hymenoptera, Formicidae. The record is from RefSeq and is a predicted model, not a curated record. The transcript has 6 exons.